GUGCCAGUGGUUUCCGUUUUGUUUCCUUAUUAUCGCUAGUGCUCAGCCAGGCGGGGUUUUCUGCGCAGGGCUCUGGAGAAACGUGGAAUUUUGGCUGUACGGCACUUGGAAGCUUCAGCCCCGGGGAAAGGUGACAGCUUUUCAUACAUCUGCCAACGUUGUAAUCAAAAACAGCCUGCUGUGUAGCAAUGGAAGCUGAGCAGAAUCAGGAAGUUCCAGAGGCUGUUGCUGAGACACAGGAAGUGGCGAUAGAGCAAGAGAAGACUGAGGCCAAAUGUGAAGAGUUAGUUAAGGCUCCUUCAGAAACUGCAGGAUCACCAGAAACGGCCCCUGAACAGGAGAUUUCACAGGACAAGACCCCAGUGAUGGAAAAUUCUGCAGAAUUGCCAGAAAAAGAGAAAACCACAGAAACUCCUACAAAUGUGGAGAAGUGUCCAGAGAAAACCCCACCUGCUGAGUCUUCUGAGAAGCCUUCUGAGGUGGAAAAGCCCCCAGAGCCAGUACAGCAGAAAGAGUCUAAGGAACCACAGAUUCAAGUAAAUUCUGAAUCCGAGACACGGGAGGAAGAAGCUGUGAAAGAGGUGGAGCCUGUCAAAGAGGCAGAGUCCAAACCCACUGCUGAGAAUGAUGCUAAGCCAGAAGAACUCAACAAAGGUGAGGAGACAAAGACGAAAGAAGAUGAGGUACAAAAAUCAGAUGCUGAGGGGGUUCAAGGGGAGCUUCCAAAAGGGGCAGAGCCGGAGCAGAAAGAACCAGAGCUACCUCUCUUCUUUGGCUGGUUCCUGCUUUCAGAGGAAGAAGAGCGGAUAAAGUGCGCAACCAUGGACUUCCUCAAGACGCUGGACACUUUGGAGGCCUUCAAACAGCACAUCAGUGAAUUUACUGGUGAGGCAGAGAAAGAGGUCGAUCUUGAGCAGUACUUUCAGACUGUAAAGCCCCUCCACUGCACUUCACAUUUCUGUGACUACGGCAAAGAAGAGGGGGCAAAAGGGUAUGCAGAGCUUCAGGUGGUCAAGGAUUCAUUUGGCAAUUCUGACGAGCUUUCCGUCACUGCUCUCAUUGUGACCCCUCGUACGUUUGGGGCCCGUGUGGAGCUGACAGAAGCUCAGAUGAAGCUAUGGCCAGAAGGGAGAGACAAGGACAAGGUUCCUACAUCCCUCCUGCCCAGCAUUGAGGCUCUCCCAGCUGGUAGCCGUGCCCACGUCACAUUAGGCUGCUCUGCUGGAACGGAGACCAUUCAGACCGGUUUUGAUCUGCUGGAAAUCCUGGCCCUGCAGAAAGAAGGCAAGGAGGUCACCCAGGUAGAGAUGGAGAUGGGUACUUUGUCCUACCUGGGUGAGGGCCGUUGGUUCCUUGCCUUGAGGGAACCAAUUACAGCAGACACCACCUUCUCUAGCUUCUCUGAUGACAAGCCUACCUGUGACCAGGGCAAAAAGGAUGGAGAGAAGAAAAAGAAAAAGUGUACCAUUCUGUGAGUGCAAAGAGAAAGAAGAAAGGGGGAGAAACAUUUCCAAAGGGCUCUCGCCCUCGGUUGGCUGCGUAGGAUGUUUUGUUUUUGCAUGCGUGUAGGUGGAUUGAGUGUAUGUUUUGCAGCUUUAGUGUAUGCACAGGGAUGGCUUAGGAUGAUUUGGCAGGCAACGUGAGACCAGACAUUUCCAAAGCAACCUGCUGGCUUCCAGCUUUCUCUUAGCUGGUGCCUUUUUCCUUUUUGUCUGGCAACACGAGCUCAGAGGCCUUAGUAUCUGCCUUAAGGUCAAUAGAUCAAUCUGCAUUAGGUGCUAGUUCACAUGGCUUUGGCCACCACACCAUCCCUGUUCCCUUCACACAGGUGUGUUCAUGAUCGGUCUUCCCUACACUUAGAUUCAGCACAACUGUACCCUGUCCCGACUCAUUUCUUGUUGAUCAGUAGUCUUGUUAUACAGCUCUAACUCCACUUUGAGUUAGUUUUGCUGUACCUUUUUAGACGAUUUAGAUUCUCUAAAUACAUUAAACUUCUAACACGAAUCUAUCUCAUGCAAAAAAAAGUAGUGGUAGUUUUGAUCCAUUUAAAUGUGCGUUCAUCAAAAGAACUUAAGCUGAGGUUUGGUAAAGAGCAUACAUUUGUUAGUUUAGCUUGCCUCUUCAAUGUCCCUCUCUUUCUUCAGCCUUUAAGGAUCUGAUACGACUUGCACGAUGAAAAUUUCCAUGAAUGUGUGCUGCAUCUUUAUUAAUCUUUUAUUACCACUGAUAAUGAUCUGUUGUGUGCAUGCCAACAUUUUCUCACUGUUCUUCUUAUUCCUUGCAAUCACAUAAAUUCACCAUGUUUUUUUGUUUUUUUCAUGCAAAAUUGCAUACUGCCUGCGAGAUGUGUUUUUAGGCUAAAUUGUGUGUGUGUGUGUGUCCAUGGAUGAAACUGAAUGUUCUCUCCUGAGCUGUCUUACCAUUAACAGUGUAUGUCAAACCAAGGAUGACACCUUUUGAAUUUAUAGCCCAUAAUAUCGGCGGACACAUACCCAUACCAUGUCUGUCAAUUUAUCCAUACAAUCAGCUGUUUCCUUACCCAAGUGUAUUCACAUGUGUAAUUACAUUUACGCUUGUAUCAGUUCUGAAAAAAUGUGCACUCUGAAUACUGUGACGAGCAUCUCUCUGGUGCCUUCCUCCUCUGUAGGUUUCUAGAUGGCCGAAGCCAUGCUUAUCUUAGGUCUCUGACAUCAAGGCACUAUGUUUUUGCACUUACCUUGUUUUUCAUUUGAUUUUGUACACUUAAUAAAGGAAUGUGCUUGGCUCUGA
Xyrauchen texanus (razorback sucker) is the source of this 2769-nucleotide messenger RNA. Its product is annotated as 2',3'-cyclic-nucleotide 3'-phosphodiesterase-like. The transcript is spliced from 4 exons. Gene Ontology annotation, molecular function: 2',3'-cyclic-nucleotide 3'-phosphodiesterase activity. Gene Ontology annotation, biological process: cyclic nucleotide catabolic process. Bases 189 to 1475 code for a protein of 428 amino acids. Gene Ontology annotation, cellular component: membrane; cytoplasm. The record is from RefSeq and is a predicted model, not a curated record. Lineage: Eukaryota; Metazoa; Chordata; Actinopteri; Cypriniformes; Catostomidae.